Trichomonas vaginalis G3 is the source of this 600-nucleotide messenger RNA. Its product is annotated as ubiquitin-like family. Bases 1 to 600 code for a protein of 199 amino acids. The transcript has a single exon. The record is from RefSeq and is a predicted model, not a curated record. Lineage: Eukaryota; Parabasalia; Trichomonadida; Trichomonadidae.
AUGGCUUUCUGCGACGAUCAGUUGAUCAUUUACCUGUGUCAACCAAAGCAAAUAAUAAAGAAGAUCUUGGUUCACAAGUCAACUAGAGUGAGCGAAUUAAGCAAUUUGUUUGCAAACUCACCAAAAUGUUUCAUUUAUCAUGGUAUGGCCCUUCAUUCUUCAAUGAAAUUAGAGAGUUAUGGUAUACAGAACUUCGACCACAUUGUCGUUCUUCAGGACGAAACAACUCAAACUUAUACUCCAGAACAGAUUAUGUGGAUGAAUGCGACAAAGGACCAACAAGAAUUUAACGAUAAAUUAUAUCUCUCUACAAAUCUCGCAAGCCAAAUGGAAGUUGCACGCUUAAAAGAUAUAAAAAUGUCUAGAAUUGAAAUGAAACGUCAUGCUUUCUUUAAAGUUGCAAGCAGGGCGUUCAAUGAAUCAUCACCCCAAUUUGAUUUAUCUGGAAUGAAUACAAAGACGGAUAUACCGAAGCCAAAAUUAUCUGAAGAACCUCUUCCUCAAUUUUGGAAUUGUGGAAAGCAACAAAAUCUUAAAUUAUUCCGAAAUCACUCGGAACCAAGUAUUACAUUGGACUCUCCAAUUGAUGUCAAGGAAUAG